AUGGCGUCGCUCGUGAAGUCGCUCGCGGCCACAUGGCUUCUUGUGGCCGCACUGCCGCAUCAGGUCGUCGCGCAGUCCAGCGAUGGAACAGCGGACAGCAAUGGUUGCACUCGCUCUGUCAUCAAUGGCUUCCAGAAUCCCUCGUUUGAGACUGGAGAUAUGUCGAGCUGGACGCAGAUGUCUGCCCGCAACGUCCCAUUGACUGGCGAGGUUUUACGAGGGGGUGCAGAAGAUGGAGACUAUUUCUAUCGGGUGCAGCCGACGAACAUCUGGUCUUACCUGAUGCAGCCGGUCACCGGGUUCGAUCUGACCUCCACCUACACGAUGACGGUCUCUUAUAAGUUCGAGCUCACCGGCCCAGCCCCGGCCCUCCCCCAGUAUAACUGUUACCUCGGCCUGGGUCUCGACGGCUGGGGUUUCUGGCCUGUACCCCAGAGGACGACUGUCCUCCCGUCAGCGCACGGCACCGAUCCCGACUGGUCUACUUAUACCAUAUCAUUCAAGCCCAAGGCCACAUCGCAGUUGGUUUACUUCGACUUCGCAUGUGCGGACAGCAUGGUCUUAAUGAGCGUCGACAACUUCCAGUUAUCGAUGGGGGAAAUUGAAUCUUGUCCGGUCUCAACACCGACCGUCUCGCCAACUUCGGUGUCUUUAACUGCGGUAUCCACUCCAGUCGCUUCGUCGACAAAUGUGAUAUCUCCUCCAGCUCUGUCCAGCAGCACUGCAGUUCCUAGCAGCUCUGCAGUUCCCAGCAACUCUGCAGUUCCCAGCAGCUUCGCAAGUUCCAGUGGCACUCAAAGCUCCAUUAUGCCCAGCAAGCCAGCCACCCCCCCUGUUUUGACUCCUAGCGUCGGUUUGUCUUCGUCAUCGGCACCUGUGAAGAUUUCUGUCUCGACCCCACAAUCAGCACUACCGGCGAGCGGUACGAUUGUGAUCAACUCAUCGAGUGCUCAGCCCUCUUCAUUCAUGACCAGGUCAUCUUUCACUGUGAUGAGUGAGAAAACGCCAAUAAAGACCCCCUCUACACCAUUUGUCUUGCGUCCAACCCCCGCGUCCUCGUUCAUUGUCAGUACCAGCCAGCGGACAUCCCCUGUCGUCUCACUUACUACUUCCAUCAUCCUCUCUACGCGUGUCUCCACCAUCACUUCUUGUCCAACUGCCCAGCCCCAUUGCCCUGUCCAGUCCCGCACCACUUCCAUCACGACUGAAACUGUCGUCGCAUACACCACAACUUGUCCCGCGAAGUCCACUCAGAGUGAUCAAGCGCCAUCAACAGAGUCCACGUCGAGCAUCUUCUCGACGCGUUUGGCCACUGUUACCCGCUGCCCGGGGCAUUCCAAGUACUGCCCACUACCUCAGAGAAAGACCACCAUCACUACGGAGACCAUCUUGGUCUCCACGACUGUUGUCCCUGUCGAGGCCACGCGUACUGUCACCGCGACUGUGUAUGUAACAGCCGCAGCCCCGGAGAUGUCCACUCACACGACCACUGUCUUCGUGACGGAGACACAGAUCGCUUUCGUGACUUCCUGCCCUGGGGUGUAG
Penicillium diatomitis is the source of this 1545-nucleotide messenger RNA. RefSeq lists its product as uncharacterized. The coding region runs from base 1 to 1545 and encodes 514 amino acids. The record is from RefSeq and is a predicted model, not a curated record. The transcript has 2 exons. NCBI's taxonomy places the organism in Eukaryota, Fungi, Ascomycota, Eurotiomycetes, Eurotiales, Aspergillaceae.